AUGUUUCUUAACGAAAUAAGAGGUCUCAAGCAUCUUGUAAAACUUGUUAUAAAACGUCUCACAGGUAAGGGCUCAAGUGGACUAGUGAAAAGUAUUUUGACUGCAAAUAAUGAUCGACUCAAAUCUGUAUUAUUCGAUCAUGAUUCCAUCUUCUUAAGUUUGAAUACAAAUGAUGAAAACAUUAGAUGUUCGAACAUUGAAGAAUUAACACUCAACUUGAUUGAUUGCGAUAUGUUAGGAAAUCUCUUCAAACUUAUACCAAAUGUACGUCGUUUGAAUAUAAAUUUCGGACAAUCGCCAGGCGUUUCAACAACAACAUUAAUGAAUGUAUCACCUCUUAUUCAGCUAAAAGAUUUUGAAUUACAUUCAAAUGGUAUGUUUUGGGAAUUGAGCAACAUUAUCGAUAUAUUGUGUAAGACGCCAUCUUUACAUAGACUAACACUUGAUCUAUAUACAGAUGACGAACGUCUUGUCAAUGGGCAGAAUUUUAUCAUUGUUCUACCAUCAUCUCUCGUCGAAAUUCAAUUGUUCAUUCUUUAUUACUUCUCGGAAUUACACAUCGAAACAGAUAGCUUGCGUGCUACAUGGCCGAAACAUAUUCCAAUAUCAUGUUGGUUAAAUGAACCUCAUCAAUAUGCUAUUAUUCAUACCAUACCUUAUAAUGUGCUUUCAAUAUCGAUACUAACAACAAUAGGUAGACAUAUGUUACCCGGUUGGAAAUAUAUGCAAUCAGUAGAAUAUCUAAGAAUUUAUGGAGAAUCAUCUUUCAUCGAUGUGUUAAUGACCGUGCAACAUUUUCAUCGACUUCGGCAACUCAAAAUUAAUGUAGAACACUAUUCAGAAGAAUCUACUAUGAUGCAAUUAAUUGAACCAAUAAAUUUACAUUUACCUCGACUGAAACAUUUGCAAGUAGAGGGAAAAUGCAAACUGUUUUAUUUGCUCAAGGCAGCUCCUAAUCUUUCUGAUCUCUCGAUUGAUUUCGAUUGCUUUAAUGUAUUAAUUGAUAGUGAAUCGAUAUAUCAAAUUUUACAACAAAAGAUCGUUUGUCUCGAAAUUUUUCGUCUACGAGAUAUUCAUACAUUACGAUUAGAUGCUAUUUUAAAACGAUUUACUCAUAUUCGUCAUCUAGUUCUAUCUGUGAAAUAUUCAACGGCUCUUAUCGACUCACUUAUAUCGCAAGCAUUGGACAUGUGGAAAGAAGAUAAACAAAUUUAUGUUUGCAUCGAAGGUCUUUUAUCUGACGAAGCAAAGAAAAUUCUUCGCAAAUGGUCAAUCGAUCAUAGUCAUACACAAAUUAAUGACGUAUUUGCUGUCGACUACCAAAAUGAACGAAUUCAUUUUUGGCUUUAA
This is a messenger RNA of Rotaria sp. Silwood2, 1350 nucleotides long. NCBI's taxonomy places the organism in Eukaryota, Metazoa, Rotifera, Eurotatoria, Philodinida, Philodinidae. The record is from the annotation of a GenBank genome assembly.